AUGGCCGCUGCUGAAGAGGAAUACUCUUUGAAAGAUGUUUUUGAACAAGGAUUUUUGUUGCAUUGCCAGAUAGAAGACAGUGAUGAACCUAGCAAUUCAGAAGGAUUCCAGGUAGUAUCUUACAUGUACGUUAAUAUCAUACGUAUUCCUAUUUUAAAAUGUCAAAAAAUGGGAAUGAAAAUGUAAAACUUGCACUUCGUUUCAGCUUUUUAAUACUAAAACCCAGUGGCUAUUCGUACGGGGCCCGUACACCGAGUUGUAUUUGCUAUUAAUAUCGAAAAUAAGGGGCUAAGUAGGCGCGGAUCCACACCGGUUUCCACCGUUUUACAGUAACGGGUCAGAUUUUUCACAUAAACAAAUUUCAGUAAUGAUAGAACUUUCCAAGUUGAAAUCUUAAAAAUGGUUUGAGCAGAUGUUUUCUUUUUCCAAUUUCCGGGCAUUAGAUGCCCCCUCAAUAAAUCAUAAACCCUGAAAAGGGAAUUUUAGGGGGUUAAAAUCCCUAGAAGCUUGCUCCCUCAGCCCCUCGUUUAGGAUCUCGGUCAGUAUUUAUCCUAGAUCUGCGCCUGCUAUUAGUAACUGUGGCGAAAAGACUCGGGGGCGAAAUGAUCUAUUACCUUAUACCCUAAUCACUAUUCUCAGGGCUUUACCCUAAUCAUUGAGGGGCUUUUUUUUGGAGGGGCUUAUAUUUGGUGGGGCUUUAUCUAUGGAAGAAAUUUGCGUUUCAAAAUCGAUUAGGCUAGCCUUACAGUUGGAAUUAAAUUUACCGUUUUUGCUUUGUUUUACUUUGUAUUUGAGGGCAAUUUUCCAAGUACAAGCUCCCGAAGGGCUUAUAAUUGGAAGGGUGAUUUAACGGAGGGUUUUUUGCAUUACCGGUUAUGGGGGGGCUUAUAUUUGGAGGGGCUUAUACAACGAGGGGCUUAUUUUUGGAAUUUUACAGGAUCUUGAACGGCUUUUCAAAGCUUUAAAAAAAUGACUGGCUCUUUAGCUCAGGACUAAGUGUCUAAGCAUCCCUAGUAUGACAUGUAGUAUGAUGUGUAGGCCCUUUUGGAUGUUUCUCCUUGAAAGGAUGUUAUUAUGUUUUUAAUUAUUUGUAGAGUGAAUGUUAAUAAGUAAAGGUUUAACCCAUUCGCUCCUGGAGAUUUUGCUGAAAAACGCGUUUUGAAGCUAGUCGAGUGGUUUUCUGGUCACUGUCGUGCUAUAAAGAGCUAAAACUUACCACAAACCGGUUUACAGGUCGUACACUUCCUGGCCUUCUGAUCCAGAUCUAAACUAUCAGCUUGCGAAGUUCGGGCAUGCCCAGAAAGCAAAAUUUCGAGAUAGUUUUUGGGUUUAAAAGUGACACAGCAGUCUUGACUUUUACUUUUCGCUUUCUCUCCUCCCCUCUUUUUUCGCUUUUCUUGCCUCAUUUUUUUUUCUCUUGCUGGGCAUUUAGUAGGCUUCAUUUUGGUAGGAAUAGUUUUGAGGAAAGCUUUUACGAUCUUAGGAUUAGGUGAAAGGAAAGGUAGGUGGGCAAUGGAACAAGAUUUUCAUGGAGAUUUUCAGGUCAAUGUUACAUGGUUUUUUGCCUCUUUCUCCGGUGUCCUUGACUGAAUUGUGCUCAUUCUGGUAUGGUUUGAAAGAUCUCUUCACUCUGCACAAGUUAGCGGACAAAGUUGUCCUUGACUGUUAAAACUGAUGACGUCACAAAGGGUAGAAAGGACGUGGAUCCGCACGGGCGGUUACGGGCGGUUCAGGGGCGAAUGGGUUAAGAAGCUAGCCAGUCACACAGGAAAAGUAAUCAGUCGUUACUACUUGAAAAAAUUAUCUUACAGGUAUAUAUGGUUUCUUUGUUUUAUUAGUUGGCUAUAAAAGCUGUUUACCAACUGACAGUGACAUCCCUGCUAAGGUUUCAGCUAUGGGGAAAGUAGUGAGGCCACUUGAUAUUUAUGUUUGGCUUCAUUCACUUAAAGGUCGUCGCUCUGUGAAUUCCUUUUUUGCAGGAGAAGGUCACUACAGCAGUGGAUCAAUUUGUGCGUGCUACUGAGAUGGUCAAUAGCUUAGGUUUGUUCAGUGCAAAUGAAGAGUUAGCUGAAGUUCCAACAUCUGAGUUGAGGUAG
Molecule: messenger RNA, 2096 nt
Organism: Porites evermanni
Lineage: Eukaryota; Metazoa; Cnidaria; Anthozoa; Scleractinia; Poritidae
Source: the annotation of a GenBank genome assembly